UAUCAAGUGGAUUUUAUUGCGUCAACGUCAGGGUCUUUUCGUCACUCGACCCUCGUCAGAGCCUUCUGAAUCACUAAUGGACAAAGUCUAGUGAUUGCUCUCGGCGAACUUGGAAUCGUUGGAUGCCUGCAGUUUGUUUGCCACAGAAUACGACAAGAAAAAGUGCUUGUUCGGGACUUGUUGUCAAUGUCGUACAAAGGCCUUCAAUUCCUGCAAGCUAUCAAUGCAAGUGGAGCCACAGUACAAACCAUAAUUGCUAUGGGCAAUGCAUUCUCCAGUGCCUACACCCUUUGUCGUGAUCCCGCCGAUCUCGACAGUGCCAUCCAAAUCUUCGCGUACGCCAUAAAGCGCUGUCCAGAUAUCGACCCUGGUAAACCUAAACACCUACACGACCUUGCGCACCUGCUUCUCGAGCGCGACCAUGGCGAUGACAUCGACUCGGCAUGCUCGGUGCUCGCGGAUGCUGUCCGGCUCGAUUCCGAGAACCCGAAACUUAUGCAGUGUCUUGCGCAAACGCUAGGCACGCGUUACAAGAAACGUUCCAACGAUCCUGCGGAUCUAGAGAGAGCCGCCCAGAUAUGGGAGCGUUGCUUGCAGUUCACUCCACAGGGUGACGUGCGUAGGCCUGCACGCCUCGCCAGCUACUGCAUAUGUCUCGCCGACCUCUCGAAAUGGAGGCGCAUACCCCUGCUUCAAAAGGUUGCCGUUAUGGUGCAUCAAGCUACCCAACGCUUCACACAUCGCUCCGCCGAAAAUGCUCCGUUAUUGCAUGUUCUCGGCGUCUCGUUAAUGCGAGCCUUUGAAUGCACUGGUGGCGACCUCGGUAUUCUACAUCAAGCAAUCAACAUGUUAUCGGCUGCCAUCCAACUUACUGCGCACGAUAAUUCGGCAUACCCACACUUCAUGAUUGACUAUGGUCAUGCGCUUUGGGUGCGUCAUCGUUGGAUCGGUGAUGCCGGCGACCUCGAUGAAUCUAUUCGGGUCCUCGAGGAUUUGGCAGGAUCUCUCACCAGUAAUCACAUCUGCUGGCGUGACAUCCAAAUCAACCUUGGCAAGGCGUACCUAUACCAUUUCCAACGCAGCCAUGAUAUGUCUGAUAUCAACAGAGCUAUAAAGAUGCUGGACAAAGUUCUGCACCUCAUUCCGAGUGGACAACAGUUCGAUCACUACGUGCAUGGUCUACUUGCCCAGGCACUGAACUGGCGAAGUUACUGGCAAAGCAAUACGAGUUCCAAGUGCGACGAGGGAGGGGACAUCGAGAGGUCCAUCUCCCUAUACCAGAAAGGUAUCGACAAUAUGGCAGAGAAUGAUCCCGACAUGUACCAGCACCUGGGAGGUCUCGCUAUUGCGCACAUCAUACGCUAUGAGUCACUUCAGGACCGCAGUGAUAUGGAUCGAGCGACUGUGCUUCUCGAGAGAGCUCUAAUGCAGACCCCGGAUGGCCACCCGCAUCAAGCACUACAGUCGCACAUUUUGACGGAUGCGCUCCUCGAGCGCUCUCAGAGAUUCGAGACAGCGGAGGACCUAUUAAAGGCUAUGCUGUAUUAUUCCAUGGUUGCCCGGUCGAGCUCAGCAACCGUCUACCACAGAUUCAUCGCCUGCAACUCAUGGGCAAUGUGCACUCGUCUAUUGAAGAACUCUCAGUCGUUGGAGCCGUACUCCCUUGCAAUCGAGCUUUUACCCCAAAUUGCCUGGCUUGGGUUGUCCGUGAAGGAUAGCCAGCGUCGCGUGAAGAAUGCAGGACUCAUAAUCUCAGAGGCUGCUGCAUCGGCCAUACAAUUCGGCCAGCUCGAAUUAGCUGUUGAGUGGCUAGAGCAAGGCCGUUCGAUCGUAUGGGGUCAGAUGCUCCAACUUCGCACUCCACUAGAUGACUUGCAUAAGGCGCAUCCUGACCUGGCAGUGGAAUUACAGCGCUUAUCCAAGGAGUUGGAGAUCAUGCGCAUUCACCGGAGUGUCAUAGAUGUUGCCGAUAGCUCCCUCAGAUCGACCGGAAGGUCCACCCAUGAUCUAGCUUGCGAGAGAGAAGACCUCCUGCAGAGGAUCAGGACGUUGGAAGGCUUCAAGCAAUUUCUGUUACCAAAGACUUUCUCGCAGUUACUCUCAGCUGCAAACGACGGCCCUGUGGUCAUGAUCAACGUCAGUGGUCUCCGUUGUGACGCAUUGAUCUUAAUUCAGGACGUAAAUGAGCCCAUUCACGUUCCUUUGACCGGAUUCUCGUAUCAGCAUGCUCAGGAGUUGUACAACUCACUGAGAACCUGCAUUGCUGCUAGCGGUCGCGACAUCAUUUCGAAUUCAAAUAGGGAGGCGAAAUCCGUACCGUCAAAAGAAGCUGAAUGUGGCCUCGCUUCAACGUGGCCUCCAUCCCUCGAUUCCUUUUCCAGGGUUAAUGCGCGCGAUAUUGCAUCGCAUACCGAUCGUUUAGCGAAGUUAACGUUGGUCGAUCGACCAUUGCAAGGACCUGAGACAGUCCUCGAACAUAUUCUAUCUGAGCUUUGGCACCGUGUUGUUAAACCGGUCCUAGACAGCCUAGCUAUCUCGUCUCCUUCAGCAGGCGAGCCCCACAAACUUUCCCGCAUAUGGUGGUGCCCUACUGGCCCAUUGGCACUUCUUCCAAUCCAUGCGGCGGGCAUCUACGGCACAGCUGAACCAGCACCGAAACUACACGACUAUGUCCUGUCGUCGUACACACCUACGCUUACCACCCUGAUCAACGGCCACCACAGAAAUGUUCCACGUCGGCCCAAGAUCCUCACAGUUGCACAACCAUUUGCCCACGGACAAUGUCCUAUUCUGGGGACGCGACAUGAACUGGAUAUCAUCAGCAAGCGUAUAGAAGACUUCGCUUCCGUACGACUCGAGGAAGAUGCUGCUACUGUCGAGGAGGUCAUGAAUGCGAUGACAGAAUCUAAUUGGGUUCACUUCGCUUGCCAUGGUGUCCAGGACAUGCGGAAUCCGACGGAAAGUGCACUGCUACUUGCUGGCAGCUCACGGCUGACGAUGUCGGAGAUGAUGUCGUUAUCCCUUCCCCACGCGGAACUCGCAUUUCUUUCCGCAUGCCAGACAGCCAUGGGGACGGAAGAGCUAAAGGAUGAGGCGAUCCAUCUUGCGGCCGGGAUGCUAUUCGCUGGUUAUCGCGGCGUCAUCGGGACGAUGUGGUCUAUCAUGGACAGUGAUGCCCCUCAGGUGGCAGACGAUGUAUAUGCACAUCUGUUCAAGGAUCAACAGCCUGACGCGACAGAGGCAGCAUACGCUUUGCACGUUGCAACGACAAACCUGCAUAAGCAGGGCAAGCCUCUACUCAAUUGGGUGCCAUUCAUUCACAUCGGCGUUUGACGUGGAAUGUGAAUAGCAUCGAUGCAUGGGGAAUGUAGGAGUUGAAAUGUACGGCAUGCCCCAUCCUGGCAGCCACUCAUUCCAUCCUAAUGUCAGCUCCGCUUUGUUCACAUGGGUGUUUGACGGGGGCAACGAGAGAUUGUAGAAUGCAUCACUUAUCUUUGGUUUGGCCCUUGCUUGUGAUGUGGGUAUUGUACAAUGGCCCGCUGAAUUACUAGCUUCAUCUAGCAUCCAUCAUAUACCUGACUAGCUUCGCCUUCCACUUCUCAAUAUAUC
Laetiporus sulphureus 93-53 is the source of this 3609-nucleotide messenger RNA. RefSeq lists its product as uncharacterized. Bases 187 to 3333 code for a protein of 1048 amino acids. The record is from RefSeq and is a predicted model, not a curated record. The transcript has 3 exons. NCBI's taxonomy places the organism in Eukaryota, Fungi, Basidiomycota, Agaricomycetes, Polyporales, Laetiporaceae. Gene Ontology annotation, molecular function: protein binding.